CGCCUGGGACAAGGUGAGGGGGAGAGGUGAGGGGUUUGGGUGUGUUUCUUGGUGCACGGUGACACUUGGCUGGUUUCACCCCUCGGCUUCUCUGCCCUUAGAUGACUACAAGGAGUUUGGUGUCAACUGCGAGAAGAUGGCAUCGGAGAUCGAAGACCAUAUCUUCCAGGAGCUGAAGAGCACGGACAUGAAGUAUCGCAACCGGGUGAGGAGCAGGAUCAGCAACCUGAAGGACCCCAAGAACCCCAGCCUGAGGAGGAACGUGCUGAGUGGGGCCAUCCAGCCCAGCCUCAUCGCCCGCAUGACCGCCGAGGAGAUGGCCAGUGACGAGCUGAAGGAGCUGAGGAACGCCAUGACCCAGGAGGCCAUCCGGGAGCACCAGAUGGCCAAGACGGGUGGCACCGUCACAGACCUCUUCCAGUGUGGCAAGUGCAAGAAGAAGAACUGCACCUACAACCAGGUGCAGACGCGCAGCGCCGACGAGCCCAUGACCACCUUUGUGCUGUGCAACGAGUGUGGGAAUCGCUGGAAG
This is a messenger RNA of Merops nubicus (carmine bee-eater), 532 nucleotides long. RefSeq names its product transcription elongation factor A protein 3-like. Gene Ontology annotation, biological process: DNA-templated transcription. The record is from RefSeq and is a predicted model, not a curated record. Gene Ontology annotation, cellular component: nucleus. The transcript is spliced from 4 exons. Lineage: Eukaryota; Metazoa; Chordata; Aves; Coraciiformes; Meropidae. Gene Ontology annotation, molecular function: nucleic acid binding; zinc ion binding. The annotation marks the transcript as partial.